This is a messenger RNA of Chlorella variabilis, 1107 nucleotides long. RefSeq lists its product as hypothetical. NCBI's taxonomy places the organism in Eukaryota, Viridiplantae, Chlorophyta, Trebouxiophyceae, Chlorellales, Chlorellaceae. The coding region runs from base 1 to 1107 and encodes 368 amino acids. The record is from RefSeq and is a predicted model, not a curated record. The transcript has 4 exons.
AUGGCGCGCAGCAGCACCGGGCGCUGUUCCGGCGGCGGCCGCGGCAGCACCCCCGCCGAGCAGCGUGCACAAGCGGCCAUCGCUGCAGCAACCCAUCGUGAUGGCGAGGCCGUGCCGACCGGAGUGCGCUCGGCACGGCCGCUGUCCAGCCUCUGGGCCGGAUACGGUACGAUCACAGAGGUGGAGACGGACGAUGAGCCGAGCCAGCUGCUGAUAGUGAAGGAGGUGGCGCCGCCGCCGGGCAGCGGCGUGUCCCACGCCCGCAAGAUGCGCUCGUACCAGAUUGAGGCGGCCUUCUACCAACGCGUGGCGCCCCACCUGCCGCCCGGCGCCGCCUGCCACGUGCCGCACUGCCUGGGCGUGCACUCCACGCUGGACGCCGACAGCAGCAGCGACGCGGGCGGCAUGCAGCUGGUGAUGAGCGACCUGCGGCAGCGCUUCCCAAACAGCUGCAGCAGCCUGGAUGAGCAGCAUGCCAGGGCGGCGCUGUCGUGGCUGGCAGCCUUCCACGCAGCCUGCUGGGGUGCGGAUGCGGAGAGGCUGGGGCUGUGGCCAGAGGGCUGCUACUGGCACCUGGAAACGCGGCUGGAGGAGCUGGCAGACAUUGGGCGCGAGGGGCGGGCGCUGCAGGCCGCGGCGCAUGAGCUGGACCACCGGCUGCGGCAGACGCCCUUCCGCACGCUCACGCACGGCGACUACAAGACCGCAAACCUGCUGUUUGGCAGCGGCAGUGACGAAUGCGCGGCUUACGACUUCCAGUAUGUGGGUGGCGGCAGCGGCAUGAAGGAUGUGGUGUAUCUUUUCUGCAGCGGCCUGUCGGCGCGCCUUCUGGCGCAGCAGGAGGAGGUGCUGCUGCGCCACUACCACGGCCAGCUGAUCGAGGGGCUGAGGGCGGCGGCGGGCGGCGGAGGCAGCACCGGCAUCGCUGACCCUGCAGCUGCGGCGGAGGCGGUGGAGCGUUACACGUAUGAGGCGAUGCUUGGCGAUUACAGGCUGGCGCUCUGUGACUACGUGCGGUUCAUGGCCGGCUGGGGAUUCUGGGGCAACACCAGCUGGGCAUCCACAAAGGCUCGGCAGUUUCUGGGCGAGCUGGGGCUGACCAGCUAG